Messenger RNA from Mercenaria mercenaria, 1641 nucleotides. RefSeq names its product ATP-sensitive inward rectifier potassium channel 1-like. Gene Ontology annotation, biological process: regulation of monoatomic ion transmembrane transport; potassium ion import across plasma membrane. Gene Ontology annotation, cellular component: plasma membrane. NCBI's taxonomy places the organism in Eukaryota, Metazoa, Mollusca, Bivalvia, Venerida, Veneridae. The transcript is spliced from 2 exons. The record is from RefSeq and is a predicted model, not a curated record. Bases 270 to 1340 code for a protein of 356 amino acids. Gene Ontology annotation, molecular function: inward rectifier potassium channel activity.
ACUUGCUAGUGUGCAUACAAAUGAUUUAAAAUCAAAACAACCUCGUUUGAUGUUUACACUUAUUGAUAUAUCAAACUGUUCUCAUUUUAUAAGCGACAAUGUAGAUAAAGCUGUCAUUGUUUACUUGUCUUUACUAAUUUUCUAUUUCGCAACAACAAUAAACGAGACAGAGGAUCACCUUGACGCACCGCCCGUCAUGAAGUAAAUGUCAACGUUUCAUAAAGAUAUGAUUCGGUGAUACUGCUACUGUCAGUUUUAGAGAAAGAAAGAUGGGAUGGUCUCAGCUGAAGAAGGAUAUUUUAAGGUUUUUGCCUUGGAACUGGAGAACCCUACGAAGAAAAUCAGAUAUUGACGAGAGUAAUGCUUCGAGAAUCAUCAACCGGGAAGGAAAGGUGAAAAUCGUUCUAGAUCAGCUUAGCUUCGGCAAACGACGUAGAUACUGGCGCAAUCCUCUGCCGAGUCUGCUCAGUCUGCAAUGGCGAUGGAUUAUGGUUAUUUUUGCCUUCGGGUUUAUUCUAACUUGGCUACUCUUUGCAAUAGUUUACUACAUGAUUGCGAAGUUACACGGUGACUUUGAACCAAACGACAACCCUGACUUCGAUCCCUGUAUGAACAGUGUCAACUCUUUUACAGCAGCGUUCUUAUUUUCAUUGGAAACACAGCACACCAUAGGUUAUGGAAGUCGAAAUCCUACUUCCGAAUGCAGUGAAGCGGUUGUGACAGUUUACGUUCAGUUUAUUAUAGGUGUAGCCGUACAGUGUGUGACAGCCGGACUUGUUGUUGCUAAGUUACAGUUAGGAAAACGUACUUCGAAAGCCAUAACGUUUAGCAAAAAGGCCAUUGUAGGAAAAUGUAACGAUAAUGUAUGUUUAAUGGUGAGAAUCGGAAACGCUGGAGUUUCUGAACUUGUAAAUGCAAGAGGGUUUGGGAUACUAAUGGAAAGGAAAAAAGUAUCGGCUGGAGAGGAAAUUCUCAAUGAAUCAUUUUUGACAUUUGUCUCGGAAAAUGGUAGUGAAAAUUUGAAUCUGCUAUGGCCAAUGGUCAUCCAUUGCCAGGUUUUAGAAAAUCAGGAGGAGUUUCUUAAAAAGAUACAAAGCCCACAAUGUGAGUUGAUAGUAAUAGUAGAAGGUAUUCUUGCUUCAACAGGUCAAACUAUGCAGCUGAGAAUGUCAUACCUGGCACAUGAGAUAGACAUCGGUCAACAGUUUGUGGAUAUAAGUCCGGUCUUGAUGAAAAACAAAACUGGAAAUAAGUAUCAUCAUCUUGUAGACUAUAAAGAUUUCGAUGUAACAGAAGUUGAUGAGCAAUGGGAUGAAAGUGUUUGGCUACACGAUUUUUAAGUGUGUAUAUGUUGCUGUUAGUAUCAUAUGCGGAUAAUUGAAACAGUAUAUGUUGCUAAAUUAUAACUGCUCGUGAUUUGCUAUUGCUUUCUGUAAUUUUCGAGUUCUCAUACCGAGGCUAUGACUUCUGUCAAGUAAUUUUGAAACAAACGAACUUAAGAAAAGUUGACUUUUGUCCUGUUUUCAUAACAACAAAAAUUACCUGGAAUAGCAGCGCUGACAACGACGAAGAUGAUUUUUUUUUCUAAUAUCAAUACUUCGUGAAAAUAUAAAAUGAGUAAAAACAACGAUCAUAAUGAGA